This is a messenger RNA of Hippopotamus amphibius kiboko, 3531 nucleotides long. It is a transcript of the gene CDCA2, whose product is annotated as cell division cycle associated 2. Gene Ontology annotation, biological process: regulation of chromosome segregation; regulation of mitotic nuclear division. NCBI's taxonomy places the organism in Eukaryota, Metazoa, Chordata, Mammalia, Artiodactyla, Hippopotamidae. The record is from RefSeq and is a predicted model, not a curated record. Gene Ontology annotation, cellular component: chromosome; nucleus.
UGCGGGUAACGCCGGCUGCGGGGUCUGGGUGUCGGUGGCCGGGGACCAGGUACCCGCCCGCGGCUGGCUUGCGGCCGACCGUUGCUUUCGCGAGCGAGCCCUUCAGGACCAAAGAGCCGAGCUGUAGAAGGCGCGACAGCCACGACACUCAUCGGCGGAGCGGGAGAUGGAUGAUAGUUCAAAAGACAGCAAGCCCCUUGAAACCAAGGAGUCUGCUAUUAAUAACGCUGAAAAUGCCUCUUUCGUUUUAGGAAAUGGGAAGCUUGUAACUCCUCACAAGCCUGCAGCUGAAAUGACUUCUAAUCCUUGCAUGUCAGAUACUUUUAAAUCACCUUUGAACUUUUCCACAGUAACUGUGGAGCAAUUGGGAAUUACACCUGAAAGUUUUGUAAAGAACUCUUCAGGAGAGUCAUCAUCCUACCUUAAAAAAUCCAGACGCCGCUCUACAGUUGGUGUUCGGGGCUCUCCUGAAACAAACCAUCUAAUUCGUUUCAUUGCCCAGCAGCGAAAUUUAAAGAAUGCUUCUUUGACCAAGAACUCCCCUUUUCAGGGCAGCCCUGUUCUAUAUCGAAAUGUUCAUUCUUUAAGAGAGCAAAUAUCUGCCUUCCAGUCGGCUUUUCACUCCAUAAAAGAAAACGAGAAAAUGACUGACUGUCUUGAAUUCUCAGAGGCGGAAGGAGAGUUCAAGACCAUAGGCUCAGCCAAAAAGGAAAGUCGUGGUGAACGUCAACAGUCUGAAUUCCCUGCAAAUUUGUCAUCCAAGCGUCAGAGAAUAUCCUCUCCGAGCAGCUCUGAUGGAAAUCUAACUGAUGCAGUUGUUCUCCAGAUAGGCAAUGUUGCUGCUUUUCCCAAUACAGACAGAAGGUGUCCUGCUGAAACUUUUACAGAUCUCUCUGAGAAAUCUUCUGAAUCUGGUUUAAAUCUACAGUCUGGAUGUUUAGUUGAAGAGUCUUCUCUAAUUUCAGAGCUCACAGAGGCUUCAAGUGGAAUCCAGAUUGCUGACUGUGUAGAGGGCAGAGGAGCCAGUGAUGCUGUUUCAGUUGACAAAUUUACAGAAGUGAGCACAGACACAGCUCCCGAAGCCAGGCCACUGGUCACUUCACUGUGCCAGAGGGACAUUCCAUCCUCCAAGACCUUUGUACUUCGUUCUGUGCUGAAGAAACCCUCUGCAAAGCUGUGUCUAGAAAGCCUGCAGGAACACCGUGACAACCUCUGUGAUGGUGAGACUCAUCCAAGCUCAAUCUCAAAUCUUGCAAACUGUUGCAAAGAACGAAAAGCAGAAGGUCGAGAAAAUUGUAAAGUACCAGCCUCUCUAAAUAUGAGGAAGAGGAAGAGAGUUACUUUCGGAGAGGACCUAAGCCCUGAAGUGUUCGAUGAAUCCUUGCCAGCAAAUACUCCGUUGCGUAAAGGAGAAACACCUGUUCGUAAAAAGGAUUUAAGUAGCCUCAGUCCCCAGCUACUUGAACAGUCCCCAGUUCCUGAGCGCUUACCUCAACCAAAUUUUGAUGACAAGGGAGAGAAUCUCGAAAACAUAGAACCUCUUCAGGUAUCAUUUGCAGUUCUGAGUCCUCUUAGUAACUCUUCAGUCUCUGAGACGGUUUCAGGCACUGUUACCUUUGCCUCUUCAAAUACCCACGACAAAAUAGCCUCCUGUAAAGUUGGUAGAGCAACACGGACCUCUAACAGAAGAAGCCAGUUGAUCAGUUUUUCAGAAGAGAGUGUUUGCAACUUAUUUAAUACAGAACCCCAGCCUUGUAAAGAAAAGAAAAUUAAUAGGAGGAAGUCUCAAGAAAGCAAGCGUGCAGACAGAGCGCUUCCUAGAAAGAAUCAGGUUUUAAAAAGUUGCAGAAAGAAGAAAGCAAAGGGAAAGAAAAAAAGUGUUCAGAAGUCUUUAUAUGGAGAAAGAGACAUCGCAUCUAAGAAGCCGCUCCUGAGCCCUAUUCCUGAGCUGCCCGAGGUCUCCGAGACGCCGUUGGUUCCAAGUGUCCAGAGAAUAUGCUCAGAUGAUUUCAACUCAAAUGGUGAACUUGAAGAAGUGAAGCUUCCAAAGAGAAAGAAUCUUUUGCCUCAGAAUCCAGAAGAUUGGCAGAUAACUCAAGGCUUUAAUAAAUACGAUGUGUCUGAAUUCUGCAGCUCUGACAUGAAAAGUUCCUCGUCGCUUAUGAAUGCCACUUUUGAGCAAGAUUCAAAUACAAAUACUAUAGAAAUUAAUGAAAACAAAGCUAUUCCAAAAGCAGCAAUUAAGUUGGAAAGUGAAAAUGAACUAAAAACUGGAACUGAGAAUGAAAACAGCCAUGUUUCUUGUGCUCCUGUGACUGAAACACCCAUUGUGUCAGACAAUCCAAAACCUGAUUUUACCCUGCCAUCUCAGGAGCUUUCUGCUGCUGGUCAAAAUGUGGAAAACCUUUUUCAAAUCUUUAAAAUCUCAGAAGAUAUAAACAUCAAAUGUGAGAAACAGGAUGACUUCUUAGUCAUUCCAGAAGGAAAACUGCAGACCAAGCAUUUAAUGCCUGACUCACAGAAAGAAUGUGAUUAUUCAGAUGUCUUAAUUGACCAUAUAAAAGAAAGUACAAGUCAAAGUGAGGAUUUGGGAAGAAGCUCCACAGCAAAUAGUAGUGGUGUGAGCUACCGAGAAAGGAAACACAGAAGAUACUCCAUGGCGUGUUCCGAUGGGCACAGUUUACAUUUUGAAAAAACCGAGAAUCCCAAACCUUCCUACAGUGUGAGCAGCUCUGUAGAAAUUAGUUUAGAAAAUUCCCAACUGUAUAAAGAUUUAUCCGACUCCAUUGAGCAAACCUUUCAGAGAACAAAGAGUGAAACCAAAGUAAGACGCAGCACAAGGCUACAGAAAGGCUUGGAAAGUGAGGAAGGGCUUGUGUGGAUUUCACUUCCAUUGCCUCCUGCUUCCUGCACUUCCCAAAGAACCAAGAGGAGAACAAUAGGUACAUCUGACAGCAGAGGAUUUGAGGAUGGGUCCUCCUGGCAAAAACCUUGUGCGCUACCCUCCACAUCAGGUGAAGAAAACAGUGAGGGCUUUGCUGCUGCUGCUGCUGCUACCAGUUUACCUGGGAGGAGGAGGAAGAGCUUUUGUACAUCUGCACUUGCAGAUCCUAAAAAUACCACCCAGUCUAGAGGCUACAAAAGAACCUUUCUCAACCAGAAGGGAGAGAGCUCUCCAAGUGACUUUGAGAGAAUCGGACAUAUCAGAGAACUAAAGCAGUAACUGGCAUUCCCUGCAGCACCUUUUGGCAAGAGAGAAGGUAACCAGCCAUUCAUGCCUGAAAGAUUCUUUCAUCCCAGUUCCCAUCCUUUGUUCAACCUCAGUGUUUUAAAAGUUUCAAAUAAAAUCAUUUGAGUUGAACCCACUUUUAAGUAGAAAUAAGUGAAGUUUUUCAUCAUUCAAACUGAAAGCAAUGUAUUACAUAUGUUCUCCCCCCAAAUGAUAAAUGAUUUAUUGGUAUUCUGUUAAAAAGGAUUGUUUUUAAACCUAACAGCGUGUCUCUUAAGUUUUAUUUCAUGUUAGUACAUGUU